Molecule: messenger RNA, 1345 nt
Organism: Sardina pilchardus (European sardine)
Lineage: Eukaryota; Metazoa; Chordata; Actinopteri; Clupeiformes; Clupeidae
Product: eukaryotic translation initiation factor 2 subunit 2-like
Exons: 9
Coding region: 145-1128 (327 amino acids)
Biological process (GO): translational initiation; formation of translation preinitiation complex; formation of cytoplasmic translation initiation complex
Cellular component (GO): eukaryotic translation initiation factor 2 complex
Molecular function (GO): translation initiation factor binding; mRNA binding; translation initiation factor activity
Source: RefSeq, a predicted model, not a curated record
UACGCAUGCGUGAAAGAAUUGCCGGGUGGCAUCAUUCUUCUAGCGAAACUCGUAAGGAUAGCUAAAGCAAAAUAGAACGAGGCAUCUAUCAAGCUAGAUAUAAGAAAAUUCCUGGAUUAGAGUGUUACACCACAACCUAUAAAGAUGUCGGACGAUGAGAUGAUAUUUGACCCAGCAAUGAGUAAGAAGAAGAAAAAGAAGAAGAGGCAACCCUUCCAGGAAGAGGGAGGAGAUGGAGCAACUGAUGAGCUCCAGCCUGAGACCAAUGCGACCGAGGGAGAUGGUGGUGAUGAGAAAGACCUGGACCUAGAUGAGGAUGAGGGGAGGAAGAAAGAUAUGUCUGAUGACCUCGAUGACCUCAAUUUCUUCAACCAGAAGAAGAAGAAAAAGAAACAAAGGAAAGACAAGAUAUUUGAUAAUGAGGUGGAGGAGGGAAUGAAGGAACUGAAAAUUGAGGAGGAGCCUUCUGAGGCGCUAGAUGAUGAUGACCUGUUGCUGCUGGGAAAGAAGAAAAAGUCAAGGAAGGUGGAAUUUCUGGACGACAUAGACAUAGAGAAUGGCCAGGAAGAUGAGGAGAGCAAAACCAACGACGACAUCAUGUUCAGCACACAGACGGGUCCAGAUUGGGCCGGUUCAGAGAGGGACUACACGUAUGAUGAGCUCCUGAACCGGGUCUUUAACAUCAUGCGUGAGAAGAAUCCAGACAUGGUUGCUGGGGAGAAAAGGAAGUUCGUCAUGAAGCCGCCUCAGGUAGUCCGGGUGGGCACGAAGAAAACCUCCUUCGUCAAUUUCACAGACAUCUGCAAAUUAUUGCAUCGGCAGCCUAAACAUUUAUUGGCGUUUUUACUGGCUGAGUUGGGAACAUGUGGAUCUAUAGACGGAAAUAAUCAGCUUGUCAUCAAGGGCAGAUUCCAACAGAAACAGAUAGAGAAUGUCUUAAGAAGAUAUAUAAAGGAGUAUGUGACGUGCCAUACAUGUCGCUCUCCCGACACCAUCUUGCAGAAGGACACUCGGCUGUACUUUCUGCAGUGUGAGACGUGCCACUCCCGCUGCUCGGUGGCCAGCAUCAAGACCGGCUUCCAGGCAGUCACUGGCAAACGGGCACAGCUCCGGGCCAAAGCCAACUAACCCACCCAUCCCCCGUGCCCGUGCCCCUACUCCCACCCCCUCCCCUGGCCGCCUCUUUUCCCUCCAUUACCUCCAGGUGUGGAGGAGAGCAUGUGGCAGGGCUCUGGGAUUUUUAUGGACUGUUGAUGGAUUCAUUACCACUGCCUUGCCUACAACAACAGCAAAAUAAUGCUUAAAAAGAGAGAAAGCGGAAUCAAUAAAAUGCUUAUAAAUUGGA